AUGCAACGAGUAGUUUACCAACCUGAUCAAAUUGAAAACAAAACUAAUUCAGCUUCGCUAGUUAAUUAUUUGGAAGGUGUGAUCGGCGACGAAAUUAUUCUUAACUCCUUUAUCCGGGAUUUAAAAAUAAUUAGCACCACUCCGACGCACGUUUUAAUUGAAUUCAACCGCGAAGUCGUUCAAAUAGCCCAAAAAAUCAUCGCCCACGUGGGACGGUUUUCGCCUUUCUACGUUAGUUCAAAAUCGGGAUUAGGCAAAACUCAUUUACUCCACGCAAUUGCCAACCAAGCUAUCUUAAGUGGUAACUCGGUUAUCUACAUUGAACCCAAUAAAUUUACCCGGGAUGUCACCCAAAUUAUUCGUAAAAAUCAAGACAUUAUCAGUUUUACCGAAAGUUUUUUGAAGUACGACUACUUGCUUUUUGAUGAUAUCCAAAACUUGGGUGAUCGCAACAUAACACUCGGAGUGUUGUUUAACAUCAUCAACCGACAAAUUGAGGAACAAAAACAAAUUGUGAUCUGUUCCGACAAAUUGCCCAACGAGUUGCAUGGUUUUGAAGAAAGGUUUAUUAGUCGAUUUUCUUCGGGUAUAUCCUCCAUUAUUCAAGAACCAGAAAUUGACGAUUUGAUCAAAGUUUUGGAAUUUAAAAUUGAGCAGGAAAAUCUUAACCCCCAGCAGUGGGAAAAAGAUGCCAUUCGCUUUAUCGCCCAAAAUAACGCCUAUUCAAUUCGUUCGUUGGAAGGAGCGGUUAAAAGAGUUUUAUUUUUUGCCGAAAGCAACUCUAAAAUCAAGUAUACCUACACCGUUAUAAGUAACAUUUUCAAAGACUUAGGUGGUGACUUAAUUGAAAUGACACCUUUGAGAGUUUUAAAUGUAAUUUGUGAUUACUACAAAAUUAACCGCAAAGAUUUGGUUGGAAAAUCCCGCAAGAAAAACUUUGUGGCAGCUCGACACAUGGCGAUUUGA
Centruroides sculpturatus (bark scorpion) is the source of this 966-nucleotide messenger RNA. RefSeq names its product chromosomal replication initiator protein DnaA-like. The transcript has 2 exons. Gene Ontology annotation, molecular function: ATP hydrolysis activity; DNA replication origin binding. Gene Ontology annotation, cellular component: plasma membrane. Gene Ontology annotation, biological process: DNA replication initiation; DNA replication. The record is from RefSeq and is a predicted model, not a curated record. The coding region runs from base 1 to 966 and encodes 321 amino acids. Lineage: Eukaryota; Metazoa; Arthropoda; Arachnida; Scorpiones; Buthidae.